CCAUCCUGCACCGCGAGCACCGCGCCGACUCUGAGUCCGACUCCGAGCUGUCUGUCUGCUGCUGCCAGGGGCGGACAUGUUGGGGCGGCCUGCUGGAGGACGGCACCACACAUAUUUCUGAUUUUACCGGAAAAACUGACUGCAAAGCAGAGACGGGACACCAUGGAUGCCGUCAACGCUUUUAAUCAUGAGUUGUUCUCCUUGAUGGACACCAAGCCUCCCAUCUCGAGGGCCAAGAUGAUCUCCAUCACCAAAUCUGCCAUAAAAGCCAUUAAAUUAUACAAGCAUGUUGUCCAAAUCGUAGAAAAGUUCAUAAAGAAGUGCAAACCCGAGUACAAAGUACCAGGGCUAUAUGUGGUGGAUUCCAUCGUGAGACAGUCACGGCAUCAGUUUGGAUCAGAUAAAGAUGUGUUUGGACCUAGGUUCACCAAAAACAUCACAGGAACAUUUGAGAAUCUUUGCUUGUGUCCCACAGAAGAUAGGAGUAAGAUAGUGAGAGUGCUGAACUUGUGGCAGAAGAAUGGAGUGUUUAAGAUUGAUGUAAUCCAGCCUCUAUUGGACAUGGCUGCUGGAUCCAGCAGCUCAACAGGCUUAGACAGCGGCCCUGAUGGGGCAUCUCCACAGUCUCCGGUGAGGGAACAAGAGGCUCAUCCUGUGGUGACGCCAAACUCGAUCGCAGCAGCUGUGCCUCCGCUUCAGAACUCAGAUGCCUUUGCGGCUGUUGCUCAAUUUAUUCAGUCUUCUCAAGGACAGCAGCUUCAGCAGAUGCUUCAGAACUUUCAGCCGCCAGAGAAACCUCAGUCUCCAGCUGUGGACAAUAACACGAGUCACCUCCACCCACAGGCCCAGGCUAUGACUGCCUCCUCCACCCUCACACAUCAGCACAUCCAUCACGCACCACAGCCUGAGGAGAAGAAAGCCACCUUCGACAAGACCCUUCUGGACCGCUUUGACUAUGAUGAUGAGCCAGAAGCGGGUGAGGAGGCAAAGAAGGAUGAAACGCCGUCUGUCCAACCUGCUAUAGGAUUUCAUGAGCAGACCGUCCCAGGAUUUCCUCCAGCCAAUCAGAUGCAGCACUUUCAACAACAUAUGAUGGCUGUAUCACAGCGGCAACAGGUUGUUCUACCUUCAAAUGGACAGGUCCGAGGCUUUGGUCUUAUGACCUCUCAGCCCUAUCCAGACAUGAUGCCUCAGAUGGGGCAGCCACAUGCAGCUUAUCCGCCUCAGAAUGACACCUUCAGUCAACACAUGGCUGGACAUCAGCAUCCGGAAAUGAUGAAUUCAGAUGCAUCGGCUAGGCCUUACCCCGAUGGCAGGAGGUCACGUUCAGGGUCGAGAUCUCCUAAAAGAAGAAGGUCUCGGUCCAAUUCCCGUACCAGACGAAUGCGGCAUCGGCGGUCGCGCUCUCGUUCUCGAGAACGACGGCGUCAGUCACCUUGCUCGCGGUCUCAGGAAAGAAGAGAAAGAGAAAAGGAAAGAGAACGAAGACAAAAAGGCCUUCCUCCUAUAAAGAAUAACACUCUCAGUGUGUGCAGUACUACUCUAUGGGUGGGACAGCUGGAUAAAAGGACACAGCAGCAGGACGUGGCCUGUUUACUAGAGGAGUUUGGGCAGAUAGAUUCAAUUAAUAUGAUUCCUCCUCGUGGUUGUGCCUACAUUGUCAUGAUUCAUCGUCAGGAUGCCUAUCGAGCCCUGCAGAAACUAAGCAGAGGUCCAUACAAAGUCAACCAGAAAGCCAUGAAGAUUGCCUGGGCUUUGAAUAAGGGCAUCAAGGCUGAAUUCAAGCAGUAUUGGGAUGUGGAGUUGGGUGUAUCCUAUAUACCAUGGUCCAAAGUAAAGAUGGAGGACCUCGAUGUGUUUAGAGAAGGAGGGAUGCUGGACCCUGAUACUCUUGCACCAGAAUGGAGAAGCUCUCAGAUUGAGCUGGAGAAGGCUGAAGAGUCUCAGAACGGCAGGCCUGAGGUGGGAAAAGUGGAGGAGAGCCCGACUAUAGUACCUAUGCAGGUUCCUCCUGUCCAGCCAAUGGGAGCAGUCAGUGUCCCACCUCCAGGAUUCCCAGGACCCCUGAACAUCCCACCCCCCUCUUUCCCACCUGGGGUUCCCCCACCCCCAGGUCCCUUCAUACGGCCAGGCUUUAACCCCAUGCAGAUGCCACCAGGAUUUCUCCCCCCGGGUGCCAUGCCGCCUCUGGGCGCCACUGGGCCUCCUCCACCUGCAGCAGGUAUCGGCAUGCCUCCAGUUGGCAGCUCAGUUGAAGACCUGUCGAACGAUCCAGCAGGUAUGGGCCCAAGAAUCAACAGCGAUGGAACAGAGGGAUUCAACUCAGGAAACCAGGUGCCUCCUGGAGGUCCACCAGGGAUGGGCAUGCAGUCUCCACCAGGUCUUCUAGGUUCAAGGCCGGGAAUGAUGCCUCUCCAGCGGCCCCCAGGGAUGCCGCUCCCACACAUGCAGCGCUUCCCCAUUCCACCUCCUCGACCUGGCAUGCCACCCAUCCCACCACAGAUGAUGCCACCCAGGGGUCCACCUCAGAUGAUGCACCGCGAGCCACCACCCGGGGGCUUCGGCAUGCCGCCCCCUCCUCAUGGCUUCAGGGGCCCUUUCCCCCCUCCCGGACCUCCCUUCAUGAGGCCGAGCGGACCCAGACCAGACGGGCCAAAUGAUCACGAGGCGAGGCCGUUCAGAGGCGAGCGCCCUGGUUUAGGGCGGGGCAGAGAUCGAGUACAGGACUGGUACGUUGGGCGGCGCCCUUUUGGCGAGGGUCGUGGCGGUGAGAGGCCGGAUGGUCGUGUGCGAUUUGGAGGCUGGCACGAGGAGCCGGAAAAACGAGGCGGAUGGGACCGAGAGAGGGAACGCAGGGACUGGAGGAGAAGUCCGGAUGGAGAGAGGGAUCGGGAUAGAGGACGGGACGGUGAAGAACGGACGAGGCGCUCUGCAGGAAGCAGAGAGAGGGGUCGUGGCGGUGAGAGGCCGGAUGGUCGUGUGCGAUUUGGAGGCUGGCACGAGGAGCCGGAAAAACGAGGCGGAUGGGACCGAGAGAGGGAACGCAGGGACUGGAGGAGAAGUCCGGAUGGAGAGAGGGAUCGGGAUAGAGGACGGGACGGUGAAGAACGGACGAGGCGCUCUGCAGGAAGCAGAGAGAGGAGCACACGCUGGGAUCGAGAUGAUAGACUCGAUCGACUGGGUCUCACCAGCAUGGAACCCAAUGAGAGACUUGCAGCAAAUACCAACAAGCCCAGUGCAAACACUACUAAAGAACUUCCUGAAGACAAGCCCGAUGUUCCAGCACCUUCCACCGCAGCCACAGCAGAGUCUAAAGCCUCAGAACCUAUAGCAGAGAACAAAACUGCCGAACAAACACAUACGGAAGAGUCAUAGAGGCCUCUUUAUAUGUCAAGACCAUAUGAGCUUCUCACAUGUCAGUGCUAAUCUUGAAUACUGCUGGCUAGAACUCAAAGUCUAAUGUUGUGGGUUGCUUUAUGCAUAUGAUGCUUGGUUCCUCAUCCCAAACCAAGUUUUUCAGACUUUAUAAAGCAUCUUUCGGCAAACGUGGAGCGUUGCCUUGUGAAUUUAUUGUCCCACCUCAGUAAAGCUUGAAUGUUGUAUUAAGACUGAAGAUAAGGAAAAGAAACAAUUAAUGAUUCUGCUGUAAAUAUGCUAACAUUACUCGAAUGAUGUUUGUAGAUUUUGACUGGCCGUUUUUGGUUUUUACUUUACAAUGAUAUCCCUGUUUAGUUUUAGUAAUGGAAACAUUGACUAAAAUAAGAUAUUAAGACCCUUUUGCUGUAAUGUUUUUAACUUAAUGUUUACAACAUACAAAAAAAAAACAAGAUGUUUUUAUAAUUUUUAAGUUUUUGGAGAUAGGAACUCCAAAUAUUUCAGCGAUAGGAAUUUGGUUUUAAUAAAAUAUUUUCAUACCAAA
Molecule: messenger RNA, 3919 nt
Organism: Sinocyclocheilus anshuiensis
Lineage: Eukaryota; Metazoa; Chordata; Actinopteri; Cypriniformes; Cyprinidae
Product: splicing factor, arginine/serine-rich 15-like
Exons: 21
Coding region: 163-3375 (1070 amino acids)
Biological process (GO): negative regulation of termination of RNA polymerase II transcription, poly(A)-coupled
Cellular component (GO): nucleus
Molecular function (GO): RNA polymerase II C-terminal domain phosphoserine binding; RNA binding
Source: RefSeq, a predicted model, not a curated record